GCUGCUCGGACUGGCGGGGGGUCUCAGGGAGAGAACUGCGCAAGCGCAGACCCUGGCGCAGGCGCAGACGCGGCUCAGGACGCCGGUCUGGCGGCGGUUGGCGGCGCACUCGGCGGCAGUUCGGUUGGCUGAGCGGGAUCCGAGCGGGGAUUGCGAGAGCCGGCGCCAUGGUGGAGAAGGAGGAGGCUGGCGGCGGCAUCAGUGAGGAGGAGGCGGCGCAAUAUGACCGGCAGAUCCGUCUGUGGGGAUUGGAGGCUCAGAAACGGUUGCGGGCCUCCCGAGUACUUCUUGUUGGCAUGAAAGGACUUGGGGCUGAAAUUGCCAAGAAUCUCAUCCUGGCGGGAGUGAAAGGACUCACUAUGCUGGAUCAUGAACAGGUAUCUCCAGAAGAUCCCGGAGCUCAGUUCCUCAUCCGUACUGGAUCUGUGGGCAGAAACAGAGCUGAAGCCUCUCUGGAGCGAGCCCAGAAUCUCAACCCCAUGGUGGAUGUGAAAGCGGACACUGAGAAUAUAGAAACGAAAACUGAGUCUUUUUUCACCCAGUUUGAUGCAGUAUGUCUGACUUGCUGUUCCAGAGAUGUCAUAAUUAAAGUUGACCAGAUCUGUCACAAAAACAGCAUCAAGUUCUUUACAGGAGAUGUUUUUGGCUACCAUGGAUACACAUUUGCCAAUCUUGGAGAGCAUGAAUUUGUAGAAGAAAAGACCAAAGUUGCCAAAGUUAGCCAAGGAGUAGAAGAUGGGCCUGAUACCAAGAGAGCAAAACUUGAUUCACCUGAGACAACCAUGGUCAAAAAGAAAGUGGUCUUCUGCUCUGUUAAAGAAGCACUGGAAGUGGACUGGAGCGGUGAUAAGGCAAAAGCAGCUCUGAAGCGCACAACUUCGGAUUACUUUCUCCUUCAAGUGCUCCUGAAGUUCCGCACAGAUAAAGGAAGAGACCCUGCUUCUGAUACCUUUGGGGAAGAUUCAGAGUUGUUGCUCCAGAUUCGGAAUGAUGUGCUUGACUCCUUGGGUGUUAGUCCUGACCUGCUCCCCGAAGACUUUGUCAGGUAUUGCUUCUCUGAGAUGGUCCCAGUGUGUGCUGUGGUUGGAGGGAUCCUGGCCCAGGAAAUUGUGAAGGCCCUGUCUCAAAGGGACCCUCCUCACAACAAUUUCUUCUUCUUUGAUGGCAUGAAGGGGAAUGGCAUUGUCGAAUGCCUUGGCCCCAAGUGAACCCAGACCUGGCAACCAGAGAUGCAACCCGCCGUGUGCCUGCGUGUUCCCUGUCCCCGUCUAGCCCCCAUAGGCCUCUCCAAGCGAGGGAACGUGAACACAGACCCUUCCUGCAAGCAGUGAGGUGUGCAGGGGUUCUCUUUCCAGCACCCGCAGCAGCUCAACAAAGAUGUGGCUGUUGACCACCUCCCUUCGGGCACUUCGAAACUGAGUUUCAGCUGGGACCUGCCUGCUCCACUGCGCUCCCCUCAGCGGCGUCACCUAGAGCCCCUUGCUGUCUUUCCCUCUGGUUCCACCACUGUCGGAGGCGCCCCAGCAGCACCUCGUAGGCUUGAUUCCCUGCCUGCGGUUGGGUGGAGGAGCCUGACUGCAGGUGGGGGCCAAGGCCAUGGCCUGGGAAACACUGGUGCGGCCGCAGUUCCAAGUGCAGACAGGUGUCCUUAGAGAGGGAAAGCCAAUGGAAUGUAUUUCCUCCAAAGUCUGAGUCCCUGAAAAACAACAGGUGGCAUCUGGUGCGCAGCUCUUGCGUUUUAGUUUAGGAUUAGCUGAGUCGGGCCUGGAUUUUGGAAGAGAGGAAAUGUUACCAGGUCCCUUUGGGCAUUCGACGAGACCUUACGAAUUAAGUACUAGUUGGAAACUUGUUUUAAAAGGCAGAUUCCAGGGCCUGCCCCCACCAUGCUGAUUCUUUGAAGCCCAGCUAGGAAGGAGGAGCUUGGCCUUAGCUAGCAGAGCCCCUCAGCCAGUGCGCCCCGCCUGCUGGGGGAAGUUGUUGCUUUAAGGGCUGUGUGGGUCUUUCUUUUGCCCCCUGAAUCGCAGCUGUUUGUGUUUUUUGGAUUUUCAGGGUUUCCUUGGUUGUUUAAAAAGAAAUAACAGAAAUAAAGUUAUUUGCUUUGG
Molecule: messenger RNA, 2102 nt
Organism: Condylura cristata (star-nosed mole)
Lineage: Eukaryota; Metazoa; Chordata; Mammalia; Eulipotyphla; Talpidae
Gene: SAE1
Product: SUMO1 activating enzyme subunit 1
Exons: 9
Coding region: 168-1208 (346 amino acids)
Biological process (GO): protein sumoylation
Cellular component (GO): cytoplasm; SUMO activating enzyme complex
Molecular function (GO): SUMO activating enzyme activity
Source: RefSeq, a predicted model, not a curated record